AUGAAAAUGUAUACUACAUCUAUCAACAAUGAAAAAUCGUCGAUACUCUAAAUUGUUGCAACCUCGUACAAAAUCGAUUUAAUUUUAACAUCAUAGCAUUUCAUUUAUUUUGACAGUUUUUUUUUUUUUUUCGAAGUUCAUUGUUUUUACACAAUGCAGGAAUACUUCCGUUCUUGAAAAUAUAGAAAAACAUUUUUUUCACUAUUGAAGUUCUUUUCUUAAUUUGCAACGAAUCCUCAUUAUAAUCGCAACGAUAAGAAUUUAUCGAAAUUACUGAUAGGCCAUUCUUGUUGAAUGUUGCAGGAUAUUGGCCAUUCGGAGUGCUCUGGUGCAACGUCUACGUGACGUGCGACGUGCUAGCAUGUUCCGCGAGCAUAAUGCACAUGUGCUUUAUCUCGCUGGGCCGGUAUCUGGGCAUUCGGAACCCGUUGAGAACACGGCACACAUCUACAAAACGGAUGGUCGGCUUCAAGAUCGCGGCCGUGUGGCUGCUCGCCAUGUUGGUCUCCAGUUCCAUCACAGUGUUAGGUAUAAUAAAUCCUUCGAACAUUAUGCCUCGGCCAGGAGCAUGCGUGAUCAACAACAGAGCGUUCUUCGUAUUCGGUUCUUUGAUCGCCUUCUACAUCCCCAUGAUUGUCAUGGUGGCCACGUACGUUCUGACAGUGCAACUGCUCAGGCAAAAGGCUCGUUUCGUUGCAGAACACCCUGAACGGGAUCAAUUUCGAAGGUUGGGAGGCAGAUACUUUUCGACGAAGGCUUCCUCCACUACUUCGGUUACGGAGACCACCACCACCACGUCGUCGUCGUCGUCGUCUACGCGGUACACAUGGAGGACUUCCGGCGGUGUCGGAAACGAAAGGUGCAAGAGCGCGAGGCAGAGCAAGCAUCAACCGCAGCUGAAUUUCGCCGUGAACGGCGCGAGCAACCCGACCGGAAGUACGACCGGGACGAAACUGGCGACAAAAGUGGAUCAGGCCACACAAACGCCGGAGAACAUAGCCCGCGAGACAAGGAACUUCACUCUGAGGGCCCUCAAGCUGCAGCUGAACGUCGCCCCCAACACCUUAAAUCUCAGGUUUCUCGCGGGACGAACGAAAAGAAGAUCGUUGGCUGCGAAUGCCGUGGCAACGGAACAAAAAGCCAGCAAAGUCCUGGGACUGGUUUUCUUCACGUUCGUCCUCUGCUGGGCGCCAUUUUUCCUCUUGAAUAUAUUCUUCGCUGCCUGCCCCGAGUGCUCGGUACCGGUACACGUGGUCGACACGUGCCUCUGGCUUGGUUACGUGUCCUCCACCAUCAAUCCGGUGAUCUACACGAUCUUCAAUAGAACGUUCAGGGCUGCGUUCGUCAGAUUGCUGAAGUGCAAGUGUUCAGGGGAGAAACGUUUUCUAGGUCAGCGAGGCCGGCGAGAUAUCGCUCGGUGACGGAAGGUGGACGCAACGCGAUGAGCCUGUGCACCCCGACCGCACUUCCAUUGGUCAUUAGUCUUCAGGGUACGCCGCUGUUGACGCCGACACCGAAUCCGACGGCCACGCCGGCCUCAGGAAGCUCCUACGUGACGAUGAUGCAUCGCACGCCGACUUCCCUUUACCGUGACACUUUCCAUCAGCACGAGCACGAUCAGAAUUGUUGA
Molecule: messenger RNA, 1630 nt
Organism: Heterotrigona itama
Lineage: Eukaryota; Metazoa; Arthropoda; Insecta; Hymenoptera; Apidae
Source: the annotation of a GenBank genome assembly